ACCACUACCAGCGGACAUUAUGAAGAUUACUUUUAACUUGUCCGCAAACAUGAUUUAUCUUACGAGCAACCAGACCUCCAAAAGUGAAUCGCAAUCUAAUGGCAGUGUCAACAAGAAUGGGUCUGCAGUGUCAAACACAAACGCGUAAUCUUCCCGAUGCUCCAUUUUCCACAGAUUAUGAAGCUUGCUUUUACAACGGAGCCGGAGAAGCUGUUAAGUUCUCCAUGCCAUGCCGAUGCUGUGUUUUGAAACCAAGUGCGAAGCUUUCCACGGGACAGUGUUCUGCAACGGUUUUCUCGCGGCGUUGAAGGCCGGUGUGCUACGGCGUGUACGCGAUAUAUCAAGUGUAAACGCAAUACAACCCAACGUGUAUUGGAGCCCUGAACUUGCUUUGAAGCGUCAUAAUAAAUGGUUAUAACAUAAAAGUUACCUUGUGUAUAUCUUAUUCGAACAGACAAAAUUUAUAUGUGCGCUUUUCUUUUUUAAACCGUUUUUUUUUUUUUUUACGUCGCGUUUUACAGCCUCCAGUAUUGGUUCGCUUACAGCCCACACAUGUGGACACACACCGUGCACUCAUCGUGUCAGAAUUGGCCCAUCCAGUCACCACCUUUGAUUCUGUACACGAGGUCAGCUGGACCAGCCCAGUUUUAAUUACACCAUCUACGGGUUCAGUCCAGUUUACUGUCACACCGUCUCCGUGAUGAGCUCAGUGAGAAAGCUACGUCAAACUUAGAAGCAUACAAAAAAAUAUUUGCUUGAAAAAAAAAAGAGAGAGAGAAAAAAAGACGCCGUUGGCACACGUGUAUAUCCCUUCAAUAUUUCAACAUGGAUUAUUCGUGUUCGAUUAAUUAUUUCUCCAAUCUCUAUUAAAAAUCAUUUCUAUUGCUCCGAUCUCUCUACGUUUCUUCCUCCUCCUAUGCCAUCAAUCUACCGUAGUGGGUGAUUGCCAUUAACAGGGAACAAGACAUCGGCGGCGGCGGCGGCGGAGCUGAGCCGAUCACCAACGAGUGGCUCGUCGACUGUCGACGGCAGCUCCGGAAGCGGAGGGCCGACCGGUGCAGCGGCGAUGCCACGGCUCUGACACGCGUCCGACGUAAUGCGCGAACAGCUGCGCGCCUUUUGACCGGCCAGCAAACAGACGGGAACCGGCAGUCCCAACAAAGAUGGCGCCGUCAUGUCACUUGCUGAAGCUUCUGCCCCUUCUGACGGUUGCGGGCGUUCUCUGUCAGCUGCCUGGAUGUUGCGUGGCUGGAGCCAGCAACGUUCCACACCACAUCUCUAAGAAAGACCUGCACAUCGACCUGUCCGUGCCAUCGCUAGGCGUGCUGCUGUCGCAGAGGCUCCAGCGCAAGGCUUCGUCGCAGCAGGAACUGCCACAGCGCUCGCAGUGGCGAAGUCAGUACGACGGCGCCCCGUCUGACGAGAAGCGGGACGGAGGCGACUCGAGCGCCGACCAGGGCGAGAGCACAACCGAGGAACGUACCACCGUCCGGACGCACAGAGGACGUUUCGGCCAGGACAUGACCGCCAAAACUAGCGCGGUCACGCUCCCUGCCGAGCACGACCACGAGUCCAUCGCGCCGGAGCAAUCCAUCGUGCGUCGAUGGAAGAACCUCAUGGAACCGCGUGAACCACUGCCAGCUGAUCUCGUCCCGGACUCGACGCGAACGCCGCCAAAGCUGAAGCGAAGCGACGACGCGACGACAUCCCCUCGAACCGAGAACCGUCCAGAAGGGUCGAAGCGGUCCGCCACUCGUGAUUACGCCAUCGCCAACGCCACCGAAAGCGCGUGCAACUGCAGCGAACUGCUGAGCAACGAGACCGUCAGCAAGGUCUUCUACCUCGUGCCGCCGCCCCUCGAGACGAGCGGCCAGAACGGAAGCCUAAUCAAAGAGAUCAUCCGGGCGUCACUGUCUAAAUCCGUGCUCGUGGAAAGGCUCUACGACAAAGGCUGUCGCUGCAGCUGCAACCACACGUCACUAGCUCCAAUUCCUGCAAGCUCGAGUGCGAAGACGAGGCCAACUACGGCAGAGACAACAAAAGCGACACCCACUACUGUGCCGUGUACGGCAUCCGCUAGUACCAGCACGCGCUUGCAGGAAGACCGCCCGCAGACCCUGUGCGCGCCCAGAACCACUGCGAGCAGUUCGCGAGGAACCAAGUGUCCCACGCGCGUCUUCGUCAAGUUUCCGGGCGAGGACCUUCCGGCUCGUGCCACGGACUGCCGCAAGCUGUGGCUACCGGACAGCGUCUACAAGGGCGAGUCCUUCUGGGAGUGCGAGGACAGAGGGUCGGCCGACUGCGGCGGUGGACGCGUGGUGACAACGCCGAGCAGCACGGAGCGCACUUUCCUAGCGCCGCGGGCGUCCAAUCCGCUACCUUCUUCCCAGGGCCCGCAAAACGCGGUCUACGCAAGGCCAUCGGCAUGGUACUCCACCAGGCGAAGAACGGCUCAGCCGACGGCGACUACAAACAGAGCUGAAACUGCAGCUAGUACUAAGACAGUGACGUCCACAGCGAAAAGGACCGUGUCCACGACGCCGUCGAAGUGCGGCAAUGCCAAGGACGAAGACGCGUCACCUGGCGCACCCGAAAAGAAGGCGCACAAUCAGGCAGCGUACGCCACGGUCACAUCGCCGAACGAAACCGCCGGCGGCUGGCAUCUGAGCCUCAUUGUGCCCUUCUAUCCUUUCGGCGGCAACAAGACGGGGAACGCGACGCUGCCGUCUACGAGAGCGCCGAUGCCCGAGAACUUGCGGCACCGACAUUACAUGACAAGUAGAACGACGGCGACGACGGCGAAGAAGACAAGCGCGAGAAGGCUUACGCCAACCUCAAUAUCGCAGACGUCCGGGACGACGUCUAGUAUCCUCCCUUCUAGCGCUCCCACUGAUACCAUACAAUCUAGCACUGUAACGUCGACGUUACCCUUGUUGGCGUCGAAGAACGAGACACUGCUCUCCGCGGAGUGGCCACAGCGGUGUCCGAAGAGCGGCGACUUUUCGACGUUCAACAACUCGCUCGCCUUCAUGCUCAUGUGCGCGCCGGCAGCCUCGCACGAAGGAGACCGCGGCCAGGCGUCUGGCCGGACGGAUUACCGAAGGAGCACGCACUACCACCUGCACGACGACGACGACUUCACGUGGACCCGCGCCGCCACGUACACGUCCAGGCCAGCGCAGGUCCAGUCGCUGCCCUACAGGACCUCCAGGAACGGAACUGCCUUUCCGUACCCGUUACGAGGCUCCGACGUCUCGGCGGCGCGAAACAGCAACUUCUUCCGUCCUCGCGGUCGAAACGUCACUGCCACCUCGUCCAGGAACGGAAGCCAGCCGAAUCGUGAUGUUCCGGUCGUCCUGGAAGGAACCGCUUUUUCCAAGCGGCCGAAGCCCUAUUUUGGUGGUGAGACGCGGACAACCAAGUCGACCACGGACAAGAGGUACGCCGACGUCAUUCUCGGGGCGGCGGCGGAACGACCGGCAUCGUCGCGUCAGAGACAACGCUGGGCAUACAGAGGCUACUACCGAGAGGUCGCCCGUCAGUUUCCACACACCGACGUCAAGCGGUACGACGCGGUGCGGGACCGGGCCGCCGGACAACGCGCAGCGACUCCCGCAGACAACGGCGAAAACAGGCAAAGAAGUCGAUUGCCAGACAAGAGAGCGGCGAUCAGUAGCGGGUUCUCUGUCACCGAAGAAAAAUACCGUCGUCCCUUGCCUCCCGCAAAGAUGGACUUGCUCAAGUCCAUCAUCAGCAUAAAGGCGCUCGUCGACGAGGCUCGGAGCUCCGGGUGCAAGGACGCCCUCCGAUGCAACGCGAACGACGCCAGGAACUCCGACGCGUCAGAGAAAGUUGUCGUGCGCAACGGCCAGCCUUCUGAGGACGACGAGUACGAGUAUUACUACGUCGACGACGAUGCCACCAGCCAGCGUCCUCUAGACCGGCACCGGCGCUCCGUCACUACGACGUCAUGAGCCGCCGUGAGGCCGGCGCAGAGUGGCAGUUAGCCAGUGAGGAUAGUCCAAAAGUUAGCUGCAACCCAGCGAUAUUGUCCUGCAAUAAAACGAAUUAUGAUUCGUUUGAGUCGCGGCAUUCGGGA
Dermacentor andersoni is the source of this 4099-nucleotide messenger RNA. RefSeq lists its product as uncharacterized. NCBI's taxonomy places the organism in Eukaryota, Metazoa, Arthropoda, Arachnida, Ixodida, Ixodidae. The record is from RefSeq and is a predicted model, not a curated record.